This is a messenger RNA of Centruroides sculpturatus (bark scorpion), 1263 nucleotides long. Its product is annotated as ran-specific GTPase-activating protein-like. Gene Ontology annotation, cellular component: nuclear pore; cytoplasm. The record is from RefSeq and is a predicted model, not a curated record. Gene Ontology annotation, molecular function: GTPase activator activity. The transcript has 7 exons. NCBI's taxonomy places the organism in Eukaryota, Metazoa, Arthropoda, Arachnida, Scorpiones, Buthidae. Gene Ontology annotation, biological process: nucleocytoplasmic transport. The coding region runs from base 113 to 781 and encodes 222 amino acids.
GUGUCUUUACGUCGUCCGUUUUAAGCGGUUAGCGGAGUGUUUUGUAUCAGAGAAGGAAAGAAGAAGAGGAAGAACGAUAUUUUUUUAAAAUCGUAAAACAUCCGUUUACAAAAUGGGCAACGACCAGGAAGAGGUUCCGGAGAGUCCUGAUGUGCAUUUCGAACCAGUUAUGAAAUUGCCACUGGUAGAAACUAAGACUAUGGAAGAAGACGAGGAGGAAUUAGUGAAAUUGCGGGCGAAGUUGUUCAGAUACGAUACCAAAGACACUCCUGCGGAGUGGAAAGAGCGAGGAACCGGCGAGGUUAAAAUCCUCCGGCACAAGAAAAAUAAUAGCGUCAGGAUAGUUAUGAGAAGAGACAAAACUUUAAAAAUAUGUGCGAAUCAUUACAUACAGCCACUCAUGGAAAUGAAUCCGAAGUCCGGAAGCGACAAGGCUCUGGUGUGGAGCACACCGGCUGACUAUGCCGACGAGGAACCCAAGUCUGAACUCUUAGCCAUCAAAUUUGCAAGUGCCGAGAAUUGUUUAAAGUUCAAGGAAUCAUUUGAGAAAGCAAAGUUAAUAGUUAGUGAAAAAUUCAACAGUAGUAUACAAUCAGAUAAGUCUGAACAAGAUGAGGAGGAUGACGAUGAAGGAGACGAAAGCAAUGUGAAAGAAGAAAAGUUAGCGUCGAAAAUUGAAGCACUCUCUUUGAACCAAAAUGAUCAAGAUGCCAAAGAAAACACUACAGAAAAAGAAGAGGAGGAGAGUGGGGAGCAAAAGAGCUCUGAAGGGAGCAAGUGAAGAUUGCCUUUUUUGUGUGAAGUGUCCUUAGCACGGUAAUUAAAAACACGUUUCGGGACCAUUGAAACAUCGCCGUUCCAGUGUCGUAACUGUCCUCUGUUCGUCGAAUUACUCGGAGUACCGAUUGCACAUCUCGUUCCUUGCUUUAAUUUUAUAUAUAUAUAUAUUAGAAUGUUUUAUGUAUAUAAUUAUCCAAGUAUGUAAUUUCACGUUUCGUUUACAUUUCCCCCGAGAAACUAAUUUAAUUUGACAUAUCACAUUCCCAGUAUUAGAAUUCCCAAAUUGUCACAUUACGCGGGUUGGCGACGAACACCGUCCCAAUUAGAGAUCGGAUCCGAAGUCUGCAAUUUUUAGUCUAUGCGAUAUAAGCUGCGAAUGUUUUAUAAUACCACUUAAAAUGAGAUCGGACGAGAUAUUUUGUUAUUAAAAGUCGAAAGUUGUACAACUCUCAAAAGAAUAAAGAUCAAUCUGUUUCUAUUGUA